Coffea arabica (coffee) is the source of this 1644-nucleotide messenger RNA. NCBI's taxonomy places the organism in Eukaryota, Viridiplantae, Streptophyta, Magnoliopsida, Gentianales, Rubiaceae. The record is from RefSeq and is a predicted model, not a curated record.
AUGGUCACUUGGAUGCACUAUCUUGGAGAUGAUGACGGGAAGACAAACUUGGACGGACGAGGAGAUGUGGAUUUGUAUGUUGAGAUGGUGCAAGGUCCAUCUUCAGUAAUUUCCGAACUUGGAAAAGAUUUCUUGAGGAGAUUCUUCCUAACAGAUCCAAAUUGUAAAUGGACAGCUCCCAUGCUUCUUGAUCAUCCAUUUAUUACACGAAAUAUGAAGGGAUUACCUCCAGUUGAAGAAACUCAAUUUCAGAACAACCCUUUCGUCAUCUACGAUCGAUGGAUUUGGCAUCUGCUACACAAUGUUAUGGUGAACAUGGAUAUGAUGGAUAUGAUCGUCUUGCGAAAUUCCUUCAGUUUUCAUUGGCCCCAAGAUGGUCUGAAGGCAACUGACAAGAUCACAGCGUUGCCAGGCGAACCAAAUGGCGUGAAUUUUUAUCAAUACUCAGGGUAUGUCACUGUGGAUCCAAAGGCCGGUCGAGCUGUCUUCUACUAUUUUGCCAAGUCUCAAAAUUCAUCUACCAAACCCCUUGUGCUCUGGCUAAAUGGAGGACCUGGUGCAUCUUCAUUUGAGAUUGGAGCGAUGACUGAACUCGGACUAUUUCGAGUUAGCAAAGCUGGAAAAACGUUGUGGGAAAACCCGUAUGCCUGGAACAAUGUGGAAAAUGUACUUUUCUUGGAGUCUCCUGCCGGUGUUGGAUUUUCUUACUCAAACACAUCGUCUGAUUACAUUAUCGGAGACACAAAAACUGCUGCAGAUUCUUACACAUUUCUAGUCAAUUGGUUAGAAAGAUUCCCAGAAUACAAAACCACAGAAUUUUUUAUAGCUGGACAAGGUUAUGCCGGUCGGUACGUGCCUCAACUUGCUCAACUAAUCCUCCUCCAUAACAACAAGAUAACUAACCAAACUGUUAUUAACUUGAAAGGAGUUGUUGGGAAUGGACACUAUGAUAUUGAAACACAAAACAGGAGGACUUAUGAUUAUUACUGGACACAUGCCCUAAUAUCCGAUGAAAUCCAUCAGGGUAUAGUUUCUAAUUGCAAUUUUUCCUCGGCAGAUCCACCUCCAGAUGCUUGUCAAACAUACAAGAGCCAAGCACAUUCAGCUAAAGGCCAUAUUGACAGUAACAAUAUUUAUGCUCCCUUGUGUUCUUCUUCUUCUUCAAGUACUCCUCCUUUGAUAAAUGAGUAUGAUCCAUGCUCGGAUAAUUAUGUUUACACUUACCUAAAUACUCCUGCCGUGCAAAAAUCACUUCAUGCUAAUACAACCGGAAUCCCUGGACCUUGGAAAAACUACAAUGGCUACAUAGGCCAUAAUUGGGAUGACGAGACAGACACAGUGUUACCUGUAAUCAAGGAGCUCAUUUCAAGUGGCGUUAGCGUUUGGCUGUACAGUGGGGACAUAGAUAGUGUUUGUUCUGUGACAACAACUAGAUAUGCCUUGAACAAUCUCAGGCUCUCCGCGAAAACUCCUUGGUAUGCUUGGUACACUCAAGGCGAGGUUGGUGGUUAUGCAGUGGAAUAUGAAAACUUAACCUUUGUUGCAGUAAGAGGAGCUGGACAUCUUGUUCCUAGUUAUCAGCCUGCCCGGGCAUUAACAUUGUUCUCAUUGUUCUUGGUUGAAAAGCUUCCACCUUCCAACUAG